Molecule: messenger RNA, 1081 nt
Organism: Ornithorhynchus anatinus (platypus)
Lineage: Eukaryota; Metazoa; Chordata; Mammalia; Monotremata; Ornithorhynchidae
Gene: OTOR
Product: otoraplin
Exons: 3
Coding region: 496-951 (151 amino acids)
Biological process (GO): cartilage condensation
Molecular function (GO): protein binding
Source: RefSeq, a predicted model, not a curated record
CUUCUGACUCCCAAGCCUGUGCUCUAUCCGCUAGGCUACGCUGUUUCUUGGAAGAAAUUAAAAAAAAAACUGCACGCCUUAAACUUGUAUUUUCAUGCAUUUGGGGCAAUUGAAAAAUGUACAAAUGUAGCUGAGUUGAACAAUCGAAUUGACUUGCUACUGAAAUGUAAUUUUUAAUUCCCAGUAUAUUUAAUGAAUAACCAUUUAUGGGUAAGGGGAGUAAAGGACAGUGAAUCUUAUUAUGGCAGUAUGAUCCCAUCAGUUAAUGCACUCGUACAAAAGAUGACUUCAAAAGAGCCUGAACUUGAGAAAUAAAACUGGAAUAGUGCCUGGGGCAUAACUGAUACCAUGAAACUGUAGUAGAAAGUUCUCACAUCUUCCCAUUGGUUGGGGUUAUUUAUCCAGAUGUUCAGCCUUUGCAUAAAAGAAAGGGGCUACUGAGGCUGGUGUGAAUUUAAGAGUGAAUCCUGCCAACUGGCUACAUUCAUUAACUUGAUGAUGGCAAGAGCGGUUUUACCUACAAUUUUACUUCUCUGCCUUGUAACCACAUAUCAUGGUGUGAAUGGAAUUUUUAUGGACAAGCUUGCUACCAAGAAGCUCUGUGCUGAUGAAGAGUGUGUCUAUACUAUUUCCCUUGCUAAAGCGGAAGAUGAUUACAAUGCCCCGGACUGUAGGUUUAUUAACAUUAAAAAAGGGCAGCAGAUCUAUGUUUAUUCAAAACUAGUGAAAGAAAAAGAAGCUGCAGAAUUUUGGGCUGGAAGUGUUUACAGCGAUCAGUAUGAUGAAGGAAUAGGAGUUGUUGGUUACUUUCCUAGCACCCUAGUGAAAGAGCAGCAUGUCUACCAAGAAGCCAACAAGGAAAUCCCUACAACGGUAAGAAUCCUGGAAAGACCCUUGAGGUUGCCCAAGGAGACCAAUAGUUUUACUCUGUGUAAGUACAAACCUGACUAAAGACACUAAUGCUAACUUGGAAAGCACCUAUCCACAGUGAUCCCUUUUCUUAAUUCAGCCAUCUAUGUACUAUACAUUUUCACUCCUAUCACCUAGCACUCUUGACGCGCUCUAUGAAGGGAGUUUCAGA